GGGUCUAUUCGAAGGCUUCAAGCAGGGUGAAUUGCUAGCUACAGACAGUCCCCAUUACAGUGACGUCAAUGGCAACGCGCUAGCUAAUGGGCUGAGUCUGGAUAACGAUUGUCCUGCCCCUCAGGGAUGGUACUGGGCAGAGGACUGGGUGAUCGACAAAGAAGAGGCUCUGUACGAUGCUGAUGGGUGGGAAUACGCCGUGACUUGGGGCAGUAAGGUGUGGCACACCACGUGCAAGCCCAGUCACUGUGUGCGUCGCAGGAGGUGGGUGCGUACCAGGCUGAGUGGUCGUGGGGGUAGCAGUCAGCAAGCUACGCUCAAGAAAUCCAACAGCGCCAAUGGGUCUGUCGAGAAAGGCAAACAAAUCGUCGAAUCAACGAUCGCCAUUUCAACAGAUAAGGACGAUACAUAUAACCCUACGCACAUACAAACGAACCAAGCACCGGACGAGGUUGGGAGAGAAACGACACCGAAGAAAGGUUCACACGAGGCCCCCGAUACCGGCGACUCCCUUACACUAGACAGCCUGGCAACCAAUCUGCGUGAAGCGCUGUCGCCCUCGCCUACCAUGAUACAAUUCUUUGAUACAGUAACCGGCAUACCCAGGGACAAUAC
This is a messenger RNA of Sphaeroforma arctica JP610, 615 nucleotides long. RefSeq lists its product as hypothetical. The annotation marks the transcript as partial. Lineage: Eukaryota; Ichthyosporea; Ichthyophonida. The transcript is spliced from 4 exons. The record is from RefSeq and is a predicted model, not a curated record. Gene Ontology annotation, cellular component: membrane.